Aureobasidium subglaciale EXF-2481 is the source of this 738-nucleotide messenger RNA. RefSeq lists its product as uncharacterized. The transcript has a single exon. NCBI's taxonomy places the organism in Eukaryota, Fungi, Ascomycota, Dothideomycetes, Dothideales, Saccotheciaceae. The coding region runs from base 1 to 738 and encodes 245 amino acids. The record is from RefSeq and is a predicted model, not a curated record.
AUGAAAUUCUGCGCUUCCCAUCAGAGCGGCGAGACACUAGAAGCCUCAUUCCACACUCUCUCGAUCUCUGGCUCGUCAUCCCCUACUCCUCCAGCGGCUUCCCAGGAUGCAAAAACACAACAUCAUGCAACGACUCAAGAAGCUCCACAAGAAAUGGGAAUCAUCCUCAUGGCAAUGCGCAAACUUCGAGAAGCACUUGUAUCCUCCCACCGAGUCGACGCUUUCGCCCAGCGAGUCUAUACAUUUCAGAUCCGUGCUGCGAUUCUCUGCAAGCAUCUCGAGACCUAUCACCCAGCACUGCAAUAUCUUCUCUAUAAGAUUCACCCUCGUACACCUUUAUCACGGCCUGAGCUGCAAGAAUUUGCGAUAUACCUCAUCUUCGAUAUUGCAUGUCGACAGGGAGAAUUCGUGGAGGCGUUUCGCUUGAGAAGAGGGUUCAAGGUAAAAGACAGGAAAGUGGACGCAGUACUAAAGGCACUGGUGCAUGAUGAUUGGGUGCUGUUUUGGAGGACGAGGAGGGCGGUGGACGGCUAUCAGAGGUGUUUGAUGGGGUGGGCCGAGGACGGGGUCAGAUUGCAUGCGUUGAAGUGUUUGGGAAGAAGUUACAUGAUGGCUGAUAAGGCAUAUGUGGAGGAGAGUGCUGAGAGGAGUUGGGAAGAGUUGGUGGAGAGGGACAAGGUGGGUUGGGUGUUGAGGGAAGAUGGUGUGGUGGUUGUCAGGAAGCCCAAGGGGACUUGA